GUUUAAUCUUGAGAACUGCUUGACCAGGUAGAGAGUCGAAGUGUAAACUGUAGUCCUCUAGGGUUUAGCCAUCGCCAUUUUCGCCGGCCGGAACACACACAGACCCUCUCUAGCUUCCGGCGAUCUGCUUUUUAAUCGGGAUUUUUGGUCAUGGCGCUGAACUGCAUGAAAUCAUUACGAAGCAUUACCAUCAGAAGUGAGGUGAUUGGGGUCCUAGGCUGUAGAACAUAUGCUGCUGGUAAAGCAAAGAAGGGAGCAAAAGCAGGCGGAGCUGCAGAUGCUCCAAAGAAGUCACUUCUCACCAAAGAGUUGAAAUCCACUACAGUUGUUGGCGCGAAUAUUCUCAAGGAAGGAGGAGACCCUAAGGUUUUGGCAGACUCUGAGUAUCCUGAUUGGUUGUGGCACCUUCUCGAUAAACGUCCUGCACUAAGUGAGCUACGAAGAAAAAGCACAGAAACUCUCCCAUAUGAUGACCUCAAACGUUUUGUUAAGCUGGACAACCGAGCAAGGAUAAAGGAAAACAACUCACUCAAAGCCAAGAAUUAAUUGAAAAUCUGGAAAAGAUCAAAUGCUUUCUGGUGGUUGUUCCGAUCCCUGCAAAUCCAAGCCUUCGUAAUUGACUUAUACGUGCUUUUAAAUUUGGUUCGUGAAGUAGACCCUAUAUGUUAGCAUAUUUUGGCUGUAAUUCCUUUUGUUUUUUCUGCCAAUUCACCUCCUGCAG
Daucus carota subsp. sativus is the source of this 721-nucleotide messenger RNA. RefSeq names its product large ribosomal subunit protein mL54. NCBI's taxonomy places the organism in Eukaryota, Viridiplantae, Streptophyta, Magnoliopsida, Apiales, Apiaceae. Gene Ontology annotation, cellular component: mitochondrial large ribosomal subunit. The record is from RefSeq and is a predicted model, not a curated record. Gene Ontology annotation, molecular function: structural constituent of ribosome. Bases 151 to 546 code for a protein of 131 amino acids. The transcript has 2 exons.